Molecule: messenger RNA, 1486 nt
Organism: Zea mays
Lineage: Eukaryota; Viridiplantae; Streptophyta; Magnoliopsida; Poales; Poaceae
Exons: 1
Coding region: 106-1341 (411 amino acids)
Source: RefSeq, marked validated
CAGAGGUCUUGUAGUCUUCUCUUCGGCAUCAUCCCGCUAAUAACCGCUAACCGCCAUCCACCACACCGAGCCUCCCGAGCCCUCGCACCUCCAUCCCUGUUUCCCAUGGCUGUGCCUCCGCGGUGGGCGAACCUCAACAUCGACCUGGUGACGGAGAUCAUGAACCGCAUCCCGUGCGCAAUCGACCGCGCGCGGAUGGCCGCCGUCUGCCAGGCGUGGCUCGCGGGGAUCGCGCGGGCAGAGGAUCUGACAUUUCAGCUCCCGUCGCUCUUCCUCCCACCCGCGGACGUGACUGGCGUCUACUGCUACCUCAGCGGUUGCCGCGAGCACAGCAUGUUGCCCUUGCCCGGGCCCCGCUACUUCGGCUCAUACGACGGCGGCUGGUUCUUCCUCGCCUACGGCCAGACUCGCGGGCACCGGCUGCUCAACAUCCGCACCGGAGACUCCCACGCGCUACCCGACAUGGUCCUGGAUCAAGCCGCUCACGAAACACACAGCAUGGUCAUCCUCGCCGCCGCCAUCUCGUCCACGCCUGAUGACUUGUACGACGCCGCGGGCAUCGUCACCUAUCAGCCGGACCUCGACGCGCCGCGCCGACGCCACUUCGCGUUCUGGAGCCAAGGGGAUGCGGUGGCCGUCUGCAACGUUUUGCCCGGCGCGCCAGUUGCAGUUGGGGCGGGUUGGGAACCGGAGGACGUCGUGUACUACCGGCGCAACUUCCUUUUCCUCACCCAUGCUGGGCAUAUCGUCGUGUGCACCCCGAUAUAUGAAAAUGAUGAUGGUGGGAAUAUCCUGGUAGUGCCGUGGAAGUUAAUGCCCUUCCUGGAACGGAACUUCCGUGACUGCGUAUGGGAAUGGGAAUAUCCUGCUAGUACGGUCAUCCGCGCUUGCUACCUUGUGGAAUCCCGCGGGCUACUGCAUAUGGUCGUCAGGCUCGCUGCCCAUCAUCACGCGCCGACGUCGUGGUUCAAGGUGUUCGACAUGCAGCCUUUCGAUAUCAUCGAGCCAGACGAUGAUAACGAGGAGGCUGAUGAGAGGAGCUGGACCUGGUACGAGGUGGAAGCAGUAUUGUUGGACCGGAUGCUGUUCGUGGGGCGAGGAUGCUCCAGGUCCUACGAGGUGAGUCAGUACCCGGGGUUCAAGGACGGCAUCUUCUUCUUGGAUGAUCAGAGCUUCUACGACGCCGAGAUGAUGUUCGGUGGAGUCAGUGAGAGGCAGUACCCUUGCAACGACAUCGGCAGGUGGUCGCCGCCGGAAGGGCUGCUGCCUUCCCACGUCGAAUUCUACUUCCCGGAGCGGGUUCCUUCGCACAACUCUCCUCCGGUUUGGCUUCUCCCUUGAGACGGCAGGCAGGUCUGUUCCUCUUGCGCGCGGUAACUGUUGGUUCGGCUAAACAGCGAAACAGUAGCUGAAAUUGUAUGCAUACCUAAGACCCAGAUGUGUUCUGUUUGCCGAAUUUUUUGUAUUUUAGCCCUUAAACAGAAAU